Messenger RNA from Anopheles gambiae (African malaria mosquito), 2442 nucleotides. RefSeq lists its product as uncharacterized. The transcript has 4 exons. The coding region runs from base 215 to 2263 and encodes 682 amino acids. The record is from RefSeq and is a predicted model, not a curated record. Lineage: Eukaryota; Metazoa; Arthropoda; Insecta; Diptera; Culicidae.
CAGGCGAAAUGUGGGCAAAACAGGGGGGGAAGGGUAAAAAUCUGCUCGAUCCGUGUGGAAGAGCAUCAAAUGUAUGGUGGUGUGUGUAAACGUCAAGAGUUGCGGGUGCAUUUUCAAAUCAAAACAAACUGGUGUUGGAAACGGAUGAAAGUGAUUUCUUUUGCUUCGAACUUAAAGUUGCUUUUUUAUUUGUUUUGCAUAAAACCAAGUGAAAAUGGAUACGUCCAAACGUUUGAAGAAAAGUGGAGUGGCGAGCAAGCGUGCCAAAGCAAUUUGGGAGCGCUUUGAAAAGGAAUGGGAAGAGGAAAAUCUUCCGGGAACAAGCAGCGGUGUCGAUCAACAAGCUUCAUCAUACGGGAAUGUGCAGCCGGAUGCCGUGGAAGUUGCCGAUAUACCCAUGGAAUCAGAAGCAGCGGAUUACGUUUCUGAUGACGAUGAAGACGCUGAUUGCUCGGUGUUGGAAGACGAUUGGAGUGAAGGCGAAUUGGAGGACGAAGUCAAUGAGGAUGAGUAUUUUGAUGCUGAUGAAGCCCCCGAAGGCAAUGCUUAUGCUAGCAGGCUUAGGAUAUGGGCUUUAACUCAUAAAAUAACGCAUUCUGCAUUGAGUGAUUUGCUGGUGUUGACUCGUGAAACUACAAAUAUUUCUCUUCCUAGGUGUGCAAAGACGUUACUGAAGACUCCGAAACAGGUGGAGAGACAUUUUACGGCCGUUGGAGAAGGGCAGCUUUGGUACCAAGGAAUACAAAGCACUCUCCAACAAUAUUAUCGAUCUGUACCACCAGUCAUCAGAUUGAUAGAAGCUAAUAUCGCGGUAGAUGGACUUCCGAUGCAUAAUAGUGGACCAACGCAGCUAUGGCCUAUAUUAAUGCACAUAGUUAAUCUACCAGCACUGCCAAUCAUGGUGCUGGGUGUAUUUUGUGGUGCGACAAAACCGAGCUGUUUGGAAGGGUUUCUCCGGCCUUUAGUGGAUGAUAUCAACCGCGUACUGGUGCAAGGCAUUGAUGUUAAUGGAAUUAUCAUCGACUUUCGCCUGAAAGCUAUUGUCGCAGAUACACCAGCUCGUGCGUUCAUCAAAGGAGUAACGUAUCCUCCUGGGCUGGAAGCAUGUAUAAAGUGCAAAAUAGUUGGCAGCCAUGACGGAACCAAAACAAUAUAUGAAGGAACAGCUGAAGUUCGGACCGACAAAGAAUUUAGAAACGGAGACUACGUGAAACACCAAAAAUAUUACACGCCAUUAUUAGAUAUAGAUGAAGUAGACAUCGUAACACAAACAACGAUAGCCGAUGACCUUCACUUGUUCGCACUAGGAAUAGAAAAAAAAUUACUUAAAGGUUUUACAACUGGUGCUUUACACCCUUUUCCGAAGUGGUCAAAACAGGAGCAGUUAGAAAUUUCAAAUAUUUUAGUCAGGAUCGAAUACCCAUCAGAGAUACAUCGUAAGCCUAGGGCAUUAAAAUAUUUAGGAUUUUGGAAGGGGUCCGAAUUGUCAGCAUUUUUAUAUCACGUUAGCAUACCUUUGUUAAAAAACAGAAUAUCAGAUCUAGCCUAUGAGCACCAUAAACUUUUUUUCAUUGCGGUAAAUUUAUUCUCAUCAAGAUUAUUUGAACAAUAUUGGAAAUAUGCUGGUCAGUUGCUCGAACAAUUUGUAUUAGAAUAUAGCACAGUUUAUAGUCGAACACAUUUAACAAUUAACGUUCAUAAUUUACUACAUGUAGCAGCAGAUGUUGAAAAUUUCGGGCCUCUUCCAUUUUUAUCAACUUAUCGUAUUGAGGACAAGUUAGGCUUUAUGAAAAACUUAGCUAGAACAGGACAUAGAACUUUAAACCAGAUAGUGUGUAGAUUAAUAGAACUAACACAAUUAGAGGCAGCAGAUGCAAGGAAAAAGGAUGAUACAGUGUAUCCAUCACUAAAGGUAAAAAAAGAUGAGGUAAUUUUGUUGGUCAAACCAAAAUUUAUGUUAAGAAAGGGCAAUAGAAAUGGAUGGUUUUUAACACAGGAGGAUCAGAUAGUAAGGUAUUGUACUGCAGAAAAGUCAUCAGGAUCAUAUUUUAUAGAAGGACGAUUCUUAAAAGAGAAACAACUAACUUUUAGCCAACCAUGUAGCUCGGCGAUAAUUUAUAACUUUACAGCUAGGGUAGAAGAUUUAUCACAGGAAAUAGUCAGGGUAGAAUUAAAAGAAAUUAAAUGCAAGCUAGUGGCAGUUAGUUUAGAUCAGGGUAAUACAUUUUAUUUCAGUCCUCUUUUACAUACACUUGAAAGUUAGAUCAUAAUUAAAAUAUGUAAGCUGUUAGGUUUAGAAUAGGUAGUUAAGGUUUAAGUUUAGGUAAAUAUUUUUAUUAGUUUAUUUUUUUAUUAGUUUUGUAUUAAAAUGAGUAGAAUAAAGUUGCCGAGUAUGCCCGGGAUAAGGCAAAAUGCAAGGAGGAAAUGCCUUAAGAACUAGAA